AGUUUUGUGCGUGUUCUGCUCAGGCUAGGGAGUGUCGUUGUGACUUAUUACGCAGUGCGUUGCCUGCGCCUCUGCAACCUGGAGUAGCUUGUCGUUCUCUCACAAGAUUCUUCUAACGCGUAAAACCGUGCACCUAAGACCGCCAAAACAUUUCGUAUUGAACAUGCUAUUGCUGGAACGUUUGUUCCCGAAUGGCCGUUAGCACAAACCACUUUUCGAAUUAACGGCGUACAUUUGAACGUCAUUGGUCUCUUAUAUAUUCGGUGGUAAUCUAUUAUCGGUUCCAGCUCUUAGCGCACUGCAUACCCCGCUCGCGUUUCCUCUCGAUCCCUUCAUGUGUGCAUUGUAAGCUGCUUACAACUUAGUGACUUUUGAGUCGACUCAAAAGUCACCUCGCUCGCGUUACCACUCAAUCCCUUCAUGUGUGCAUUGUAAGCUUUUGAGGCGCCUCAAAAGUGCAUUGUAAGCUGCUUACAAGUUUCAGAAAUGUUUCGCGUCGGAGCGCCCACUGCUGCAGGGGGAAGCGCCUUCGCGCAGUCGAUGGUCGGGCAGCGACGCGUGUACGCGGGAAGCGGCGGUUUCGCCGACUCCCCUUCAAAUGCCGGAAACGGUUUCGUCGAGUCGCCUUCAGAUGCGGAUAAGGAGAUCGCAACGUCGCAGUCGCCAUUAAUCGCCAAUCGCCGCAACGGCGAUACCGAGGAGAAAAACCAUUUUCCGGCGGAAAAGGGCGGCGCGCGCAACUCGCCGCGAAGGAGCGUGGACACGGCAUCGGCGGCCGAGUACGCGGACCUGGAGAACGAUGCUUUGAGGCGUCUUAAAACGCGGCAUUUAACCAACUCGCCGCGCCGGAGCGUGGACGCGGUGUCGGCUGCUGAGUACGUGGACUUUGAGGACGAUGACGUGGACUCAGCAGCCGAGUCGUUCUUCACUGACGGCGGGUCCAACUUUAACGCUAGCCCUUGCCACUUGUUUACGGACGGAGGGUCCAACACCAACGCCAGCCCUUAUCAUUUGCUUGCUGACGGAACGGGAGGAGGAGGAGAAAGCGCAGAGGGAGGAGACGGAGGACGGCCCAACACCAAGGCCAGCCCUUGCCGCUUUUACAUCGUCGGAGCGGGAGGCGAAAGAGGAGAGGGACGUGAGGGAGGGUUACGGCGAGAGAGAGGAGAGGAAGGAGGAGGGUCAGAGAAGGAUGAGGGAGGAGAGGACGAGGGGAGCGGAGUUGCAUCAUUAAGAAGGUCCAUGGAUCCUGCAACAGCAGCAUCAUCAUCAACAGCAGCAGCAGCAGCAGUAGCGGCAGCGGCAGCAACAGCAGCAGCAGGUGUGGACCUUACAGCUAUAGCUUUGGAGGGGGAGGAGGAGGAAGAGCCUUAUACGGUAACUGACAACAUGCCCCUGGACCUUGUGACUAUAGCGACGGGAGGCGAGGAGGAGGUAUCCGAUGAGGAGGAGGGGGAGGAAGGGGAGGAGGGAGGGGAGGAGAAAGGGGGCCACCAGGACUAUGGCGCAAGUCAAGAUGAUCUUGGGGCCGCCUGGGAGGGCAGACGAAACUUCCCGGAAUUGGGAGAGAUGAGGGGCAGCAGCUUCUUGGAAAGUGCGUUUACAGGCGGGCGGGCGAAGCAGCAGCUGAGCUUGUCAGGGGUACUGAAGAGCGGGUUCGGAAGCAAUAUGGGCGGCAGUGUGGGCGGCAACAUGGAUGCUGCUUUAAGUGGAAACAGCUCCGCUGUUGCAAAGCUGGUUCAAGAGCUCAAGGACUCCCAGGCUCGGAAUGCCGAAGCUGAGGCUCGGAUAGGAGAGGUCGAAGCACAGAGCAGGGAUCUCCGAGAGGACUUGGACAAGGCUGAGGCUCGGCAGCGGGAGCUGGAGGUUCGGCACGAGGCUGCACAGGCUCGGAUGCAGCAUAUGAGAAAGCAGCUGGCGGAAACACAGGGGGAACUAUUCCAGGCGCGGCUGGAAGCAGGGGGGAGGGGGAGAGGCGGGGGAGGCGGAGGGGGCGGGGCAGGGGGAGAGGGAGGGGAAAAGGGGGAAGGCGCAGGCGGGGGAGGAGGGGAUGGGGGAAGGAAGAAGAGUCCCCUGGGGGGAAUAGGGCGCGCGCAUGUGACUGGGGGGUAUGCCUCUGCCAUGGCAAAGUUAAUAGAGGAAAUGCAGGAGUGCGAGGCUCGGUGUGCCGAGGCUGAGGCUCGGAAUAAGGACGCGGAGGCUCGGAUCAAGGAGUCCGAGGCUCGGAUCAGGCUCGGGGAGGUUCGGCACAAGGCGGCGACGCAGUGGCUGGAGAUGACGGAGCAGCGACUGGUGCUGACUCAGCGCCAGCUCAGCGAGGCCCGGAGUGAGCUGGCGGAGGGGCGGAAACAGCUGGAGCGGGCGCAGGGACAGCUGGAGGGGGAGAGGGCGAGGGCGGGGGAGAUGGAAGGGCAAGUGGGGAGGCUUAGGGGGGAGGUGGUGAGAUUGCGGGGGGAGAGGGAGAAGGAGAGGGGGGAGGCGGAGAGGGUUAGAGGGGAAGGGGAGGAAUUGAGGAGGAAGGUUGCUGCAGCAGAAUUAGCUUUCCAACACGCUACGGUGCAGCUGCAGCAGGAGCAGCAGCGGGCAGAGGAGGCAGCGGAGGCCAUGGGCGAGAUGGAAAGGAGAGUGGAGGAGAGGGUGGAGGAGGAGCGGGUGUUGAGAGCUGAGAUUGAAGCGGCAGCAGUGCGGCGAGUGCAGGAGCUUGAAUCAGAGCUGGACUCGUUAAAAGCUGAUUCGGAUCAACGCUUGAAGGCGUUGCAGCGUGAGUUGGCAGCACGAGAGGAGCAAGAGAAGGAAGGGGAGAGGGAAAGGGAGAAGGAGAGGGCGCGGGGGAGGGAACUGGAGGAAAGGAGGACGGAGGAGAGGUGGAGAGAGGCUGAGGAGGGAAGAUCCCGGGCAGAAGAAGCUCUCAGAAGGGCAGAAGAAAGUUUGAGGCGGGCAGCGGAGGAUGGAAAAGCGUUAGAUGAUGCAAAAAAGAGGGCAGAGGAGGAGCGAGGGGCGGCGGAAGAGGCAAGGACGAAGGCAGAGGAGGAGAGAGCAGCGGCAGAAGAGGCCAAAAAGAAGGCAGAGAGGUCGACGAGGCGAGGUGAAUCGGAGAGAAAGAAAGCAGUGGCUGAGAGGGAUAGAGUGGUGAAGGAGAGAGACAGGGUUAUAGAGGAGAGGGAGGAGGCGCUAGGGCAAGCAACGAAGGCGAGAGAAGGGAUGGAGGAUGCAGAGAGGAGGCUCGGGGAGAUGGGGAGAAGGGUAGAGGAGGUUAAGAAGGAAAGAAACGAGAUGGGGAGGAGGGUAGAGGAGGUGGUUGAGGCGAAGGGGGAAGUAGAGAGGCGGCUUGAGGAAGUAAAGAAAGAGAGGGAUGAGAUGGGGAGGAAGGUAGUGGAGAUGGUGAAAGCGAAGGGGGAAGUGGAGAGGAAGUUAGCGGAGGUUAAGAGAGAGCGGGAUGAGAUGGGGAGGAGAGUGGAGGAGACGGUAAAGGCCAAGGGGGAAGUGGAGAGGAGGUUAGCGGAGGCUGUGAGAGAGAGGGGGGAGGAGGAGAGGGAGAGGGACAGAGUGACUGAGGGGAAGUGGGCGGUAGAGCAGAGGCUGGCUUUUGUGACUGCAGAGAAGGACGAGAUGGAGAGGAAGUGUGCUUGUAUUGAAAGGGAGAGGGAAGAAAUGGGGGAGGCAAAGAGGGUGACUGAAGAGAGGGCUGCUGGACUGGAGAGGCAGCUGCGUUCGUUAGAGUCACAAAAGGGAGAGAUGGAACGGCAGAUGCUUCUGUUACAAUCACAAAAGAGUGACAUGGGGCAGAAAGUACUUUUGUUACAGUCACAAAAGAGUGAAAUGGAGGGGAGGUUGGGCGAGAAGGAGCGGAGAGUGAAGGACCUGGAGAACAACCUGCAGCAGAGGGCUCAGGAGAUUUCAACAAAGGCCCAGGAGUUUCUGCAGAAGGCUCAGGCGGUUUCCCAGCUGCAGCAGGAGAUAGGGAAGCUGAAGAAAAGCAUGAGGGAGAAGGAGAGGGAGGUGGGGAGGAUGGAGAGGGAAGGGAGGGAGAGAGAGGGGAGGGUCGCUGAGCUAGAGAGGCAGUUGGGGGAGAAGGAUAAAGAGAUGGGGGAUAUGAGGGAGAGGAUAGAGGGGAGGGAGAAAGAUAUAGUUGUUUUGGGAGGUAAGGUGAAGGAGCGGGAAAAGGCGAUUGAAGGGCUUGAGGCUGAGGUGAGAGGAAAGCAAGAGGAGAUAUGUGGGUUGGAGAGCAGACUAGGAGGGAGGGAGAGGGCGGUUGCUGACUUGACAGCAGCGGCGGCAGCGAGAGAGGAAGUAGUGGCGGGUUUGAAGGAGCGGGUCGAGAAGGGAGAGAGGGAGGCUGCUGAAUUAAAGGCAGAGGCGGGGAGGCGGGAGAGGGAAGUAAGGGAGCAAGAGGAGGAGGUGGAGGAUUUGCAAGGUAAAGUGGGCAGAGCAGAGGGGGAGAUUGCUGCUUUGCAAGCAGCUUUAACUGAAGCCCAGGUGGCUUAUAACGAGUCACAAGACGCUUUAGAGGGGACAAGGGACUCUCUAAACGCAUCCGAGCAGGCUCUAGCUGACGCCAGGUUGGAAUCUGCCGCCCUGAAGGAGCACCUGGCGAACCUGGCAAACCACCUGGCAACAACAGAGAGGAACCUGAGCGGCAAGGACGAGCACCUGAGCAGCAUUGCGAGGCACCUGGCGGCCACCACAGAGGACCUGGCUGCUGUACAGGGCGAGCGUGCAGCGGCACGGGAAGAGGUGGAGCAGUUGAGGGGCGAGGUGGGUCAACUACAGGGGAAGCUAGGUUGCGUGCAGGGGGAACGUGCAGCGGUACAAGAGGAGGCGGAGCGGUUGAGAGCGGUGAUAGGAGCGACAGAGGAAGAGAAAAAGGGACUGCAGAUGGAGGUUGGAGCGGUGCAGAAGGAGUUUGAGCGGUUAAGAGAGGAGGCGGAGCAACUACAGGGGAAGCUAGGCCGUGCGCAAGGGGACCUUGGAGCCGCUCUAGAGGAAGGUGAACGGUCACGGGGUGAGGUUGAACAGCUGAGGGGUGAACUCAGGGGUGUUUUGCAAGAGAAGGAGACUGUAACGAGGGAAGCUGGGGAGCUUAUAGAGAGGACAGAGGCCUUGGAGCGAGAGCAGGAGGAGCUGAGAGGCGAACUGGCUGCAAGGCAGCAGGAGGUGGGGAGGGUGCAAGGCCAGCUAGGGGCGGCACAGCAGGAGGCAGGCAAGCUGCAGCAGGCACUUGGGGCAGCGGAGAGGGAGAAGGAGAGGCUCAUGGGAAUGGUGAGGGCGAGUCAGGCGGAGGUCAGAACACGUGAGGAGGAGGUAGGGAGGCUCCAAGGUGAGCUAGGUGCAGCACAGGAGGAAGUAGGGAAGCUGCAGCAGGUGAUAAUCUCGACAGAAGCUGAGGCUGCAGGGCUAGCCCGGAGAAAACAGGAGGAGGUGGAAAGGGUGCAAGGCCAGCUAGGGGCGGCAGAGGAGGAGGUGGAGCAACUGCAGCAAACGCUAGCGGAAGCAGAGAGAGAGAAGGAGAGGCUCGGGGGGGUGGUGAAGGCGGGGGAGGAGGAGGUGGAGAGGGUCCAAGGGGAGUUGGAGUCGGUUUCAAUGGAGUUGGAAGGGGUGAAAGGCGCGCUGGAGAAGGCUGAAGAGAGAGCGAGGAGAGGGGAGGAGAGAGGGAGGGAGCUGGAAGUACAGUUAGAAGAGGCCAAUUCCGGGAUAGGGGAGUUGGAAGGUAAAAGAGAAGAGCUAAAGGAGCAGUUGAGCCGGGCUAGAUCUGACCUGGGGGAGUUGGAAGAUCAGUUGAGUAAGUUAAAGUCCGAAGUGGUUAAGUUAGAAGGGAUGUUGGAGGGGCAGGAGGGAGAAAAGGCGCUGCUGCAGCAGCAGCUGGAGCAAGCGAGGGAGGAGUGUGGGAGAGUGGAGGGGGAGAGGAGGAGAGAGGAGGAGGGGAGGGUGCGUGCAGAGAGCGAGAGAGAUGAGGCGAGGAAGGAAGUAGAGGAGAGAAAGAGAGUGCUCGUGGAGAGGGAGAAAGAGAUAGAAGAGAGGAAGCAGGAGUUGAAGGAGAGAGGAAGGGACCUGGAGGAGUCACGAAGAGAAGCAGAGGGAUUGCGAGGGCAAGUGAGAACCACGAGUGAGGAAUUGGAGAAGGUGAGAGGAGAGCUAGACGGGGUGAGGGGUGAGCUAGAGUGCCGUAGAAAAGACCUGGAGACGACGAGAGGGGACCUGGAAGGUGCGAGGAAGGGUCUGGAGAGGAGCGAACGGGAGGUCGAGGGAACUAAGGGGGAGCUGGAGAGGGCAAAGGGGGAGAUUGAGCAAGCAGGAAGGUGUAUGGAGGAGCAGGAGGGGCGGAUUGGGAAGCUGGAAGGCCGAUUGGGUGAGAUGCAGGGGCAGUUGGGAGAAGCAGAGAAGGGCCUAAGUGAGAGGGACGAGGCUCUGAGAGAGAAGCAAGAGAUAGUGGUGGGACUCCAAGACUUGGUUGAGAAGGGGGCACUAGAAGGGGCGAAGAGGGCACUGGAAGGGGAGAAAGAGGUACUGGAAGGUUUGAAGGGGGUGCUAGAAGGGGCGAAUGAUGGGUUGAGGGAGAGGGCCGCAGAGACAGAGAGGAGGGUUGCUGAGGUGGAGUCGGAGCGGGAUGACGUGGCGGCGCGCGCGGCUGCCAGGGUGGCGGAUGUCGAGGCUGACCUGGCGGAGAGGCGUGGUGAGCUGGCGCUGGCGAAUCAGGAGCUGUCGGUGCGCGCGGGGCAGAUUGCUGAGCUGUCGUCCCAACUGGAAGAGGCCAAGGCUACAGUGAAGCACCACACGGACCGCAUUCGCAUGCUGGACAUGGUGUGCGCGGUGAGGGAGGAGGAGAUGAAGAAGCUCGAGGAGCAGCAAGGGGCCGCGAGGCAGGAGGCCUACGAGAGGCUUGUGGACCGGGAUCAACAGAUCUUUUCUCUGAAGGCGAAGCUCCAAGCAGAGUCGACCACCCUGUUUGAGGCUAGGAACAAGAUUCAAGUUCUGGAGAGGUCAAAGCAGCGCAUGCAGGCAUCGCUAGCCGAGGCCAAGGAGCAGAUGGAGGCGGUGGUACGGGAGAGGGACGAGGCAAAGGCAGAGAUCUCAAAGCUGAGGGUGAAAUGGGCCGUGCCGUCGCCUGCUGGGAACAACAUCAAGCCGUCUGCUAUCAAAGCCAAACAGAUGCAGUGAGAGAGGGGAGAGGGCGGAACGCCAGGAGAGGGAAGAGUGAAAUGGGUUGUGCCAUCCCCCUGGGAACAACGUCAAGCCGUCGGCCAUCCAGGCGAAGCAGAUGCAGUGAGCUAUGGGAGAGCUGAGAUUGAGGGAGAGACCAGGUUCUAGGAGAGGGACGAGGCGAGGGCAGAAGGGUUUUGAAGCUGAGAGUGAAGUGGGCCGUGCCGUCGCCUGCUGGGAACAAUAUGAAGCCGUCUGCCGUCAAGGCGAAGCAGAUGCAGUAGGCAAGCAAAGGGAGGAGGCGGAAUGGCAGGAGAGGGAAGAGUGAAAUGGGUUGUGCCAUGCCAUCCCCGUGGGAACAACGUCAAGCCGUCUGCCGUCAAGGCGAAGCAGAUGCAGUAGGCGAGGGGAGAGCUGAGAUUGAGGGAGAGACCAGCGUCUAGGAGAGGGACGAGUCGAGGCGAAGGAAGAGAUGGAGAUCUCAAAGCUGACAGUGACAUAGACCGUGCCGUCGCCUGCAGGGAACAAUAUCAAGCCGUCUGCCAUCAGAGCAAAACAUGCAGUGGUGUGAGUUAGGGGAAAGCUUGUGUAUGUUGAGCAAACAAUGAUAUGCUAGUGUUAACGUGAGAAGGAAUGAUAACUAGAGGUGGAAACCUAGAACAAAUACUAGUUGGUUGUACUCACUAGAAGCAUACCCCAGUCUAGUCUAUAACUUCUACAUAGCUAAUAUGUAUAAGUUGACAGCUAGUUCCUUCUGUGUGCCUUCACUGG
Closterium sp. NIES-67 is the source of this 7908-nucleotide messenger RNA. The record is from the annotation of a GenBank genome assembly. NCBI's taxonomy places the organism in Eukaryota, Viridiplantae, Streptophyta, Zygnematophyceae, Desmidiales, Closteriaceae.